CAAAUAAACAAAGACCCCUAAAGAAAAGAAAUAACCCUUCUUAGACCCUUUUGUGUCAGUGUUGAUUUGUUUUAGAAUUGAAUUGAGUUUAAUUUGUUGGCCAAUUCAAUUCUAAAACAAAUCAGCAAAUUGAUAGUAACAAAACACAUCACACAUUGAUGCAGUGUAAAACUGAAAGGAUAAAAUUGAUGCUAGAGCUGAACAAGCUUCAGUUUCUCAUGCUAACUCUGAAAUUAAUUCUGGAUCUGACAUCUAAUCACACUUAAAAGUUUUUUCACCUCUAUACAAGAAUGUGUUACCUGGGAAUCAAAUCCAGAUCUUUCCCUCAGGCCACAUACUCAAUUUUUUUUUUUUCUUAUUUUUCAGAGUUCGACACCUUCAUUGGAGUCUCCAAACUAACCUUAAAAAACUCACACUACCACUUAGAUUCCUUUCUUUCCUCACUGUCUCAGUCUCCAUCAUGCUCCCCGCCAUUUCUCUUCCAACCAACAUAACCGUCAAAACGAACAUAACCGCCACCUCCACACCCAGAACCACAAAUACACACAAACUCAAAACAACACCAUUUAACUCAACCCUAAAAUCUCUGUGCAAAUGGGGCAAUUUGGACAAAGCUCUUCGCCUAAUCGAAUCAUCGAAGCCCACACCCAUUGAAGAAGAAGAAGAAGAAGAAAGCAUCUCUCUCUUCCUCCACGCUUGCAUAUCCAGAAGGUCCUUGGAACAUGGCCGAAAACUCCACUUGCACUUGCUUCGUUCUCAAAACAGAGUCUUGGAGAACCCCACUUUGAAGACCAAGCUCAUCACGCUAUACUCUGUUUGUGGCAGAGUCAACGAGGCUCGUCGCGUGUUCCAAAUUGACGAUGAGAAACCCCCAGAAGAACCUGUGUGGGUAGCUAUGGCUAUUGGGUAUUCGAGAAACGGGUUCUCCCAUGAAGCUUUGCUUCUUUACCGUGACAUGUUAUCAUGCUGUGUGAAGCCUGGGAAUUUCGCGUUUUCCAUGGCCCUCAAGGCGUGUUCUGAUUUGGAUAAUGCGCUGGUUGGCAGAGCAAUCCAUGCCCAAAUUGUGAAGCAUGAUGUUGGAGAAGCUGAUCAAGUGGUGAACAACGCGCUUUUGGGGUUGUAUGUGGAAAUUGGGUGCUUCGAUGAGGUCUUAAAGGUGUUCGAGGAAAUGCCUCAACGAAAUGUUGUGUCUUGGAACACUUUAAUUGCUGGUUUUGCUGGUCAAGGUAGAGUAUUUGAGACACUUUCUGCUUUCAGAGUUAUGCAGAGAGAAGGAAUGGGGUUCAGUUGGAUUACUCUUACAACCAUGUUGCCGGUGUGUGCUCAAGUUACUGCACUUCAUAGUGGCAAGGAGAUACAUGGGCAGAUUCUAAAGUCUAGGAAGAAUGCUGAUGUGCCUUUGCUAAACUCAUUGAUGGACAUGUAUGCCAAAUGUGGAGAAAUUGGUUAUUGUGAAAAAGUGUUUGACAGAAUGCACAGCAAGGAUUUGACCUCAUGGAAUACAAUGCUAGCUGGAUUUUCAAUCAAUGGUCAAAUACAUGAAGCUUUGUGUUUGUUUGAUGAAAUGAUAAGGUAUGGCAUUGAACCAAAUGGGAUUACCUUUGUUGCCUUGCUGUCCGGUUGUAGCCAUUCAGGACUCACCAGUGAGGGGAAAAGGUUGUUUAGUAAUGUGAUGCAGGAUUUUGGGGUGCAACCAUCUUUAGAGCAUUAUGCCUGUUUGGUGGACAUAUUAGGCAGGUCAGGGAAAUUUGAUGAGGCAUUAAGCGUGGCAGAGAACAUUCCAAUGAGACCAAGUGGCAGCAUUUGGGGGUCAUUGCUUAACUCGUGCCGGCUAUAUGGAAAUGUUGCUCUAGCUGAAGUAGUUGCAGAGCGAUUGUUUGAGAUUGAACCUAACAAUCCGGGAAAUUAUGUGAUGCUUUCAAACAUAUAUGCAAAUGCAGGGAUGUGGGAAGAUGUGAAGAGGGUUAGAGAAAUGAUGGCCUUGACAGGAAUGAAGAAAGAUGCCGGAUGUAGUUGGAUACAAAUAAAGCAUAAGAUUCAUACAUUUGUUGCCGGAGGGAGCUCUGAUUUUCGUUGUUCUGCUGAGUAUAAGAAAAUUUGGAACGAGUUGUCAAAGGCCGUUAAGAAUUUGGGAUAUGUCCCUAACACGGGUGUUGUUCUCCACGAUAUAAAUGAAGAGAUGAAAGCAGUAUGGGUUUGUGAGCACAGUGAACGGCUUGCUGCUGUCUUUGCACUAAUCAACACUGGUGCUGGAAUGCCAAUUAGAAUCACCAAGAAUCUUCGGGUUUGUGUUGACUGUCAUUCCUGGAUGAAGGCUGUUUCAAAGGUUACAAGGAGACUAAUUGUAUUAAGAGACACAAACAGGUUCCAUCAUUUUGAAAAUGGCUCUUGUUCUUGUAAGGAUUAUUGGUGAACGACAACACCAUGAUGAAAAAAAUCAUUUGUUACUUCGUUUUCAAAGUUACUACUUUACAUUGGUGAUAAGUUCACGCUUAAUAAUUUCGGCUUCAAAUGAAAGAAAUAAAUUUUACACAAACUCAAGCUCCAGGUAAGUGUAAACUUUCAACUCAACAUGUGGGCAAUGGUUAGUUGCUUAAACACUAGAUCCAGAUCUUUACCUUAUAACUUUCAUCUGACACUGCUCAUACAACUGCUAAUCGUCAUUUUGUUCGGUUUAUAUUUCAUUCAAAUGUUUUCCGCAUUCAAAAAUGAUUUUAAGCAUGCCUUAUAUGCUCUCAUAUUUGAUAGCUAGUGAGAUAAAGAAAUAAUUGAGAAAAUGUUGGUAUGACAAGGUGAUGUGAAAUUAAGUGGGCAAUCCUCACAUGCUAUUGGAAAUUAAAGGGUGUCCAAGUAUAAUUGUUCUUACACAAUGCUAUUAUCCCAGGUAAAAAAAAAAACAAAAAGAAACCUACAUCACCGUCCUCAUUCCAUGUUUACCAUCGUAUUUUUCUUAUAUCCUAAGUAUCAUUGUUCUUCCACAAUAGCACAAACGCAUAAACAAACUGCAGGGGCAGAAACUAAAAUUGAUAUUAUCAAGCCACAUUAUGUCUCAACAAAAUUCGAAGUAACCCAACAAAAUUAGGAGUAAUUUGAUAACCUAGAAAAACAAGACUGAAUUGCAGAAACAAAAAA
Messenger RNA from Glycine soja, 3132 nucleotides. RefSeq names its product pentatricopeptide repeat-containing protein At3g14330-like. Bases 461 to 2413 code for a protein of 650 amino acids. Gene Ontology annotation, molecular function: zinc ion binding; protein binding; RNA binding. The record is from RefSeq and is a predicted model, not a curated record. The transcript has a single exon. Gene Ontology annotation, biological process: RNA modification. NCBI's taxonomy places the organism in Eukaryota, Viridiplantae, Streptophyta, Magnoliopsida, Fabales, Fabaceae.